Closterium sp. Naga37s-1 is the source of this 1503-nucleotide messenger RNA. The record is from the annotation of a GenBank genome assembly. Lineage: Eukaryota; Viridiplantae; Streptophyta; Zygnematophyceae; Desmidiales; Closteriaceae.
AUGACGGCCAAGCUCUCCAAGGCUGCACUACGGCAGGCGAUCGCCAAGCUGGUGGUCACCUGCGAACUUCCCUUCCGCAUUGUCGAGGCCGAGGCGUUUCGCGAGCUGUUGACGCUGUGCGACCUCCACUACGCGGAGAAGAACUUCAUCCCCUCGCGCUGGAAUGUUGCACGCAACACCGUUGUGUUUGCUGCGGCCGCUUUACAGGCAGCCAUUGUGGAGCUGCUGGCGAAAGGGGGGGAGUUGGGGUGCAAGGUGUCCUACAUCAUCGUCAUGUGGACGGCACCCAACGGCAAGGCAUGGCUGGUGGUGACAGGUCACUGGAUAGACGAGUCGUUUCAGCUGCGCACGGCAGUGCUAGAAUUUCGAGAGAUGCACGGGCGUCAUGGGGGUGAGGAGAUGGCGAAGGUGGCGGAGAAGGUGGUGGUACAGUGGGGGUUGCAGGGGCGCUAUCUGGGUCUCACGACCGACAACGCCUCUAGCAACAUUGCCGCUUUCAGGCAUUUGUCGGAGGAGGGCGCUGGUCAGGGAUUCUUCAACUCCCGCAUGCACUUCAGCAAUGGGUUACGCAUCACUUCAUCGCUCUUCACCACACCAUGUCCCGGGCAGGUGCCAUCUCCUCUUGCCCUUUGUCUUGAUUUCAUGCUUCUCCCCACUACCCCCCUGUUCCUCUCGUUUCCCCCCCUUCUCCCUCAAUCUCCUCUGUUUUCCCUCCCUUCCUCCACUGCUGGCUUGACGCAUGCGGAGAAGGACAAGAUGGAUAGCCUGCUUCUAACAGACUUGCACUGGGAGAUCUUGGAGGCGUUGAGGGCAUUUCUUAGCCCCUUCAACAGGGUCUCCAAGGCAACUGAGGGGACGGCGUACCUGACAGUGUCGAUGGUGGUGCCGUACUACAACGGCAUGAUCGACGCCAUGGAUUCGCGCCUGGCAAAGGGGCCAUCUGCGACGCUGCAGCCGUUAAUCGUCGCAGCGCUUGUCCACUUGAAGAAGUACGCGUACAUCAUCAGCAACGAGUACUGGAUUGCCACCUUUCUGGACCCAUCCACGAAGGCGGCAUGGUUCAAUGACGAUCACUGGGAGAAGCUGCAUCCAAAGACCCCUAGGAGGGAGAGGCCGAGUCACGCGUCCGGCGAGGUCAUCACGCUUGUAUGCGCCAAGGGGGGGGGUGGGAUGGUGCAGGACGAUGAAGUUAGUAGGUACUUGUCUGAGCGCGUGCGGUAUGACGUGAUAGCGUUAGAGUAUUGGCCCACCGCCACCAACAUGUUGACGCUGCAGCGGAUGGCCAGGGAUUAUCUCGCCAUCCCUGCCAGGAGGAUCGGCGAGGGCCGCCGACCGAGAGGAUUCGCAUCACCGGAGUUAGACAUUGAGGGCGAGGGGGCGGAUGACGGCAAGGAGGAGGAGGAGGAGGAGGAGGAGGAGGAGGAGGAGGAGGAGGAGGAGGAGGAGGAGGACGCUGGUGGGGCGGGGUCUGGUGUUGUUGGUAGCAAUGGGACCAGUGCGUAG